Messenger RNA from Cylicocyclus nassatus, 834 nucleotides. The record is from the annotation of a GenBank genome assembly. NCBI's taxonomy places the organism in Eukaryota, Metazoa, Nematoda, Chromadorea, Rhabditida, Strongylidae.
AUGAACACUACACAUCAAAGAAAUAUGCGAGUCGACCGGAUAAAGACGAGGAAAGGUUCAAAAACCAACCAAACUGUAGCGGAUGCCAUGAUGGAUAUUUACAUGCUGAAGAAACCAUUAGUACAACAGUUGAAAAGACAUAAUGCAUUCCAUUUGUUUGAUGAUGAGACGCCAGUUGAAAAAUUCGGUGAGAAGUACGAUGCAUCGUUAUUUCUGUUCGGUUCUUCGUCGAAAAAGCGACCAAACAGUCUCAUAUUUGGACGAACUCAUGAUGGACACAUAUUGGACAUGGCUGAGCUGAGCAUUGUCAAAUUCAAGGCAUCUAAAGAUUUCGAGACUCCAAAAACUAUGGUUGGAUUGAAGCCAUGCAUCAGUCUUGAAGGCCCAGAGUUCGAAUCUGAUCCCAGCAUGAAGAGGAUCGGUAAUUUGUUGGUGGAUUUCUUCAAAGGUCCCACAGUCGAGAUGGUGCGAUUGCAAGGAUUGGAACUGCUUAUUUCAUUCACGGCCAAGGAGAAUAUGAUCUAUAUGAGGGUAUACAGAGUUUUGCUGAUGAAAAGCGCUACCAAUGUUCCAAGAGUGGAACUCCUUGAAAUGGGACCAUCGAUUGACUUCAAAGUGGAUAGAACAAAACUUGCUAGUGAUGAUUUAUUCAAAGCAGCAUGUAAAAAGCCAAAGGCGCUUAUGGCCAAACGAAGAAAGAACAUGUCUGAGGACGUAUUUGGUAAUCAGCUAGCCCGAGUUCACAUAGGAAAACAAAACACUGACGCAAUUCAAACAAGGUAUGAAGUAUCAAUUUAUUUUGUUUACGAUACUGAGCAAGGCAUGGAGGAGUAA